Molecule: messenger RNA, 1745 nt
Organism: Vicia villosa (hairy vetch)
Lineage: Eukaryota; Viridiplantae; Streptophyta; Magnoliopsida; Fabales; Fabaceae
Product: protein NAR1-like
Exons: 12
Coding region: 262-1692 (476 amino acids)
Cellular component (GO): cytosol
Molecular function (GO): 4 iron, 4 sulfur cluster binding
Source: RefSeq, a predicted model, not a curated record
GGUGCAAUAAUUCUAUCCAACAAAACCAUGCAUAUAAAUAGUAUUUACUGAAACCCACGUAAACCCUAACGGACUUCUCUCCUCUUCGUCUCUGAUCACCGCGCCAACGCCGACCCCUCUCUGAUUCUCCAAAGAUAUUCUCUAUUCCUUCCCGUCUCUCAAAAGUCGUUAAUCCUCAAAAGUCGUUAAUAUAUCCUCUCCCACUCUACGAAGGAUUCCCGCGUCUUCCAUCAUCUCCCUUCUGCCUGUCAUUUUUUAGAGAUGUCUGAGAAAUUCUCUACGGCAAUUCGAAUAGCAGACGUCAAUGAUUUCAUUGCGCCUUCACAGGCAUGCAUAGUCUCCCUCAAGGAAAAGUCCAAAAAGCCCCAUAAAGUCGAGGUAACCGUUGCUGACAGACAAGUCAAGUCAGAACCUGUUAAAGUUUCGAUCAAGGAUUGUUUGGCUUGCAGUGGAUGUGUGACAUCAGCGGAGACAGUAUUGCUGAAUAAGCAAGGUUUGGAUGAGUUUCUGUCAAAUAUUAAUCAAGGAAAGACAGUGAUUGUGUCUGUUUCUCCACAAUCAAGGGCUUCUAUUGCAGCUCAUUUUCACAUUUCUCCUCUUCAGGUUUUCAAAAAGCUGACAACAUUUUUCAAAUCCUUGGGCGUGAGGGCUGUUUUUGAUACAAGUUGCAGUAGAGACUUGACCCUGGUUGAAUCUUGUGUGGAAUUCAUCGCAAGGUAUAAACAAAAUCGAUUGGUAGAUGAUGAGAGGACUAAGUCAAGCCUGCCAAUGGUUGCAUCAGCAUGUCCAGGUUUGAUCUGCUAUGCUGAAAAGACUCAUGGAUCCGUUCUUCUACCUUACAUUUCAUCGGUGAAGAGUCCCCAACAAACAAUUGGAACUAUCAUAAAGCGCUAUCUAUGCCAAGAUAUGGAACUCAGGCCAGAAGAAGUAUACCAUGUCACCGUGAUGCCUUGUUAUGAUAAAAAGCUGGAAGCUUCUAGGGACGAUUUUAUUUUCCGAUUAGAAUCCCUUUCUGAUGAAGGGCGUGAAGGUGAAGCUAACAUGAUUUCGGAGGUAGAUUCUGUAUUGACGACUGGAGAGAUUUUGGAAUUGAUUCAGUCAAAAGAAGUUGAUUUUAAAAGCUUAGAAGAGGCUCCUUUGGAUAAACUAUUAUCCAAUAUUAACGAAGAAGGACACCUCUAUGGGGUCCGUGGAAGUUCUGGAGGUUACGCAGAAACAAUAUUCCGAUAUGCUGCUAAAACACUUUUUGGAAGACAUAUUGACGGGCCUUUGAACUUUAGAAACAUUAAAAAUUCAGAUUUUCAAGAAGUUACCCUGGAGGUUGAUGGAGAAACAGUAUUGAAAUUUGCUCUCUGUUAUGGUUUCUCGAACUUGCAAAAAGUUAUACCGAAAAUGAAAACAGGGAAAUCUGAUUACCAUUUCCUGGAAAUCAUGGCAUGCCCUUCAGGUUGCUUAAACGGGGGAGGUCAAAUCAAACCGAUUUCAGGUCAAUCUGCUAAAGAACUGAAUCGGUUAUUAGAAUCAGUUUACAUGGAAAAUGUUUUGGAAACGGAACCAUUCGACAAUCCUAUUAUUAAAGGUUUAUAUGACAAGUGGCUCAGGCAGCCUGGUUCUGAGAAAGCUAGGAGAUACAUGCAUACACAAUAUCAUCCUGUUGAGAAAAGCAUCACUUCUGAGUUACAUGAUUGGUGAGGUGUUAAAACAGAAGUAUAAAAAGAGCGGAAAGGGAAUGGUAUGGAUAAAAA